Messenger RNA from Trematomus bernacchii (emerald rockcod), 566 nucleotides. Its product is annotated as ubiquinol-cytochrome-c reductase complex assembly factor 3. Bases 139 to 378 code for a protein of 79 amino acids. The record is from RefSeq and is a predicted model, not a curated record. The transcript has 2 exons. Lineage: Eukaryota; Metazoa; Chordata; Actinopteri; Perciformes; Nototheniidae. Gene Ontology annotation, biological process: mitochondrial respiratory chain complex III assembly.
AGAAGAAGAAGAAGAAGAAGAUCUCCCAGCCUGCACUGCUGCUGUUGUGUCCGACGUUACCGAACUACCCUGACUACAAUCUGUGAGAGACUGUCAGCCCUGAACCAGACACAGAACCAGCCGCCCUGUGUCUCCAGGAUGAGUAUCCGGACCCUGCUCGCCUCCGGCGGGAUGAUCGCUUCCAUCGGGCUCGGCUACGGGAUGUGGUCGAUAAUCUCUCCCGGAGAAGAUAGGCGCAGAGAGAUGCUCAAGAAUCUGCCUGAAUACAACUCACAAACGAUGGACGAGACGAGGAAGAGGACCGCUCUGGUGAUGCAGACACUGAAGGAGGCUUCUGAGUGCAACGAAAACAUAUCACGAGGGAUCGGAAGGAAGUGAACCUGUUGGAAAGUCUCUGUGUAGAAAAUGCUACUGUCAUGCAGGGCCUCAUCCUGUGCAGAAACAGAUGGACGUUAUUUAUUCCAGGGGAAAUUGCUGUCUAAUGUUCACUUCUAUUGCUUCAUUGUCUGUGACAACUUUAUACUGUUGGAUGUUAAAAAAUAUAUAUUAAAACUAUCCAAACAACA